CACCACACUUCCUGUUUCGGAUUAAAGAAAAUAUCGCUAUUAAUGGUAUAUUCAAUCUGAUAUGACGAAUGAAUUGCAGUGAUUUACCAUACCGUUUAUGAGAGAGAACACACGGCCUGACCAUGCCUGUGUCCCUGCUGUGGGCAGUGGAUGUGUACGGGCGUGUUUACAGCCUGUCCACUGGAGGGCAGCAGUGGGAGCAGUGUCAUGAUGCCUUGUUAGAGUUUAAGAGGGUGACAGCCGUACAGCAGUGUUGCUGGGGUAUCGCCUGUGACCACCACAUCUACCUGAAUGUCCACUCUAGUGAUGUACCCAUACGUUACCAGGAGGAGACAUACGAGAACCAGAGAUGGAAUCCCAAGGAUAACUUCUCGGAUCACUUGUUGCCGAGCGACCGCUGGCAUUGGAGUGACAUCACAGGGCUGGAACACCAACCCCUGGACAGUUUCCUUCUUCCCUCGACCAACUGGGAGUGGGAGGGGGACUGGUACAUCGAUGAGAACUUUGGAGGAGAACCCACAGAGAAAGGAGGUUGGACCUAUGCCAUGGACUUCCCUGCCACCUACAUCAAAGACAAGAAGUGGAACUCGUGUGUCCGUCGCCGGCGAUGGAUCCGCUACAGGAGGUACAAGGCCACGGACACCUGGGCCAAGAUCCCAUCCGAGGGUCACAGUGGUCCCCUGCCAGACCCCUUUAAUGACAUCAGCUGUGGAGGCUGGGAGAUCAGUGAGGAGCCCAGGGGGAGGCUGUCUCUGUGGGCUGUCUCUCUACAGGGCAAGGUGUGGUUUCGUGAGGGUAUCCAUCACCACAGCCCAGAGGGGGAUGGCUGGGAGGAGGUGUCUCUGCCUGGGGAGGUGGUGCAGAUCAGCUGUGGGCCAGGGGACCUGGUUUGGGCUGUGCUCUGGGAGGGACAACUCAUUGUCAGGGAGGGCAUCACCAGAGACUGCCCACAAGGCUCGUCCUGGGUGGUGGUGGACUCUCCCAACCCAGAGGCCGGGGCCAUCCACGUAGCUGUGGGGGACAACGUAGUCUGGGCCGUCACCAAGGACAACAAAGUAUGGUUCAGGCGUGGCAUCAACUCCCAUAACCCAUGUGGUUCAGGCUGGAUCGGGAUGGUCGGGGAGAUGGUCAUGGUCAACGUGGGCCUCAACGACCAGGUGUGGGGUAUUAGCUGUGUGGACCGGGCAGUGUAUUUCCGUCAGGGUGUGACCUCCAGUGAGUUGAGUGGUAAAGCCUGGAAGGCUGUCAACGUGCCCCGAGACGGAGACAUCAGGUCCCACUCCUCCGCCAGCAUUAGCAGUCUGCACAGUGCUGGUUGUUUCUUCAGUGGUGAGGUCCAAGCCCAGUCUGUGAUGAGUGAAGACUCGGACACAGAGGGCGGUCCACAGAGGGCGGUCCUAGAAGUAGGGUCAUGCCCCUCCUCUCCUCCCCCUGAGACCCCUCCCAUUGACCCCGACGUCCCCAAACCACGCAUCCCUAAGGUCACCAGCGACAGCUUCAUCUCUGAGAUGCUCUCCGACCGUGAGGUCAAACAGGAGGGGGCCACCGCUGCCACCACUGCCAGUCCCUCUAUCCCAGAAGAGGAAGUCGCUCUUGGGGAACCGGAGGCCAAGUGUCCCCCUCCGGCCCUGCUUCUCUCCCCCAGCCUGUCUGGAGGGCUUGGGGACCCCCAGUGGAGUAACGUGGACCUGGAAGAGACCCAGACUCACCUGGCUGUGGGGCCUGCCGUGGUGAGAGGGGACUCGGCUGACACCUGUAGUCUGUCCUCGGUGGCCACCUACACCCUGUGUCAGGGGGAGCCGUAUGGGGCAGAUGAACACCCGCUCUGGGCAUGGGUCAGUGGAGGAGGCUGUGGUGUGAACUGUCACUCCCAGCUCAACUGGUUCAACUCUGCCACAGCCCUGGCAUCAUCAGUCCAGUCCAUGAGUCUGUCCAUCAGUCCAGCCCAGACAGCUGCCUGGCGGAAACAGAUCUAUGAGCAGCUCAGCGAACGCUCCAAGAGAGAGCUGGACCACUUUAAACACUACGAACAGGCCGUAGAACAGUCUGUGUGGGUGAAGAAAGGGACCAUGCAGUGGUGGAGGGACUGGAAGCCCCAUAAGUGGGUGGAUGUGAGGUUUGCCCUGGAGCAGUUCUCAGGGCCUGAGGGAAACCAGGACGGCAUCCUCUUCCUCUACUACAACUUCAAUGAGGAGAAGAAGUACCUGCAUGCGUUCAUCAACGAGGUGACUAUCUUGGUGCCGGUGCUGAAUGACUCCAAACACACGUUUGCCGUCUACACAGCAGAGAGGACCAAACAGAGGUGGCCUAUCAGACUGGCUGCUGCCACUGAGGUGGAGAUGCAUGACUGGCUGGCCCUGCUGAGUGUGUCGUGCUGUGACGCCCGAGGGAUCCAGGGUCCCCCUUCCAAACAAGCCAUCUGGUCAGUCACCUGUAAAGGAGACAUCUUCGUCUGUGAGCCUUCGCCUAGCCUGGAGGCCUGUCCCUACCCCACACCAUGUGACCAGAUGUUCUGGCAUCAGGUGGGGGGCCACCUACGUCUGGUGGAGUGUAACAGUCUGGGGGUGGUGUGGGGGGUAGGCUACGACCACACUGCCUGGGUCUACACCGGCGGCUAUGGAGGGGGAUUCUUCCAGGGUCUGGCCAGCAGCACAGAUAACAUCUACACCCAGACAGAUGUGAAGUGUGUCUACAUCUAUGAGAACCAGAGGUGGAACCCAGUCACAGGUUACACCAACAGAGGCCUCCCAACAGACCGUUACAUGUGGAGUGAUGCAACAGGACUGCAGGAGUGUACCAAGGCCAGCACCAAGCCUCCAUCUCCUCACUGGACAUGGGUAGCAGACUGGACCAUUGACUAUGGGAUCUCCGAGGGGACAGACCGAGAGGGUUGGCAAUACGCAGCUGAUUUCCCAACGUCGUAUCAUGGCCACAAGACCUUGAAGGACUUUGUUCGUCGUAGACGAUGGGCCAGGAAGUGUAAACUGACGACCACAGGGCCGUGGCAAGAAGUCCCGCCCAUCUUGUUGAGUGACGUGACCAUCGUCCUGUGUGGAGCUCAGAGCAGUGUUGAGCCGAUCCCUCUGUGGGCCAUCAGUAACAAGGGAGACGUGCUCUGUAGACUGGGGGUCACCAUACUGACUCCUGCCGGGACGUCGUGGCUUCACGUGGGCACAGACCAGCCUUUUAAGUCUAUCUCCAUCGGGGGGGACAACCAGGUGUGGGCCAUUGCCAGGGAUGGAUCUGCCUUCUACAGGGGCUCUGUGUCCUCAGAGAGCCCUGCAGGAGAUUGCUGGUACCACAUCCCCUGUCCUGGAAGACAGAAGCUCCAACAGGUGUCUGUAGGGAGAACUUCGGUCUACACUGUGGAUCAAAAUGGUAACCUGUGGUUCAGACAGGGCCUGACUCCCAGCUACCCUCAGGGAUCAUCAUGGGAACACAUCUGCAACAAUGUACGCAAGGUCUCCGUAGGACCUCUAGACCAGGUGUGGAUCAUAGCUGACAAGGUGCAAGGCAGCCACAGUCUGAGCUGUGGGACAGUCUGCCACCGUCUGGGGGUUCAGCCCAUGGACCCAAAGGGACAGUCGUGGGACUACGGCAUCGGGGGUGGCUGGGACCACAUCACUGUGAGAGGGAACUCCAUUGAGGCUCCUCGUGUCCGUAUUCCCUCCCUGACGCCCUCCCUCACCGCCUCCCUAACGGACCCCCUCCGCCCCCCUCCACCCCGCAGCCUGCUCCCUGUCAUGAUCACGGAGAUGGAGAACGGGAACGCUGUCCGGUGUUAAACACACACACCUACAGUACUUGCUAGUGGACACUAUCUCUGUUCUGUCUUCAGCCCAACUCUCUCUUCAGAUACGCCACAAUGCAACUACCCCACCAUCCACACUGUACUGUAGCUCCCAGCUCCAGCCUCAGCUCUUCUGACCUAUCACCUGGCUGUGUUAAAAGACCUUUGAACCCUAUCUCCGCACCUUCAACUUGACUCAGCCAAUCACCUUCUCUCUUCACAGCUAGCAGAUCAUGUUCAGUAUUUCCCACAUAGAGCACUAAAGUCGUUUUUAAACCGUGUCACUGAGUCUUUGAACAUUGCGGUAUUGUAAUUUAAAGGUUAACUCAGCUAAAAGACGUUGCCACGAGCAGCACCGCAAAUAUUCAGAUAAGCGAGAUGCAAGUCACACACAGUAUCUGCGCAUGUACACAGGUUCGCUUCACGCUGUUGGAGCGGUAGGUACGGAUCGCUUCACGCUGUUGGAGCGGUAGGUACGGUUCGCUUCACGCUGUUGGAGCGGUAGGUACGGAUCGCUUCACGCUGUUGGAGCGGUAGGUACGGUUCGCUUCACGCUGUUGGAGCGGUAGGUACGGAUCGCUUCACGCUGUUGGAGCGGUAGGUACGGUUCGCUUCACGCUGUUGGAGCGGUAGGUACGGAUCGCUUCACGCUGUUGGAGCGGUAGGUACGGAUCACUUCACGCUGUUGGAGCGGUAGGUACGGUUCGCUUCACGCUGUUGGAGCGGUAGGUACGGUUCGCUUCACGCUGGUAGAGAGUGGUAGGUACGGUUCGCUUCACGCUGGUAGAGAGUGGUAGGUACGGUUCGCUUCACGCUGGUAGAGAGUGGUAGGUACGGUUCGCUUCACGCUGGUAGAGAGUGGUAGGUACGGUUCGCUUCACGCUGGUAGAGAGUGGUAGGUACGGUUCGCUUCACGCUGGUAGAGAGUGGUAGGUACGGGACCAAAACAAAGGAAAUUGACCCACUAUGCUGUUUACUUUCUGCAUCUACUUCAUAUAUGAGUCUACGUUUAAAUCUGUGCUCUUAAGAUAUCUUUUUGUUUUAUUUAUGGUUUUUGUUUGGUUGAAUGUUUUUUAUGUGUGUGUUUGGUGUGUACGGUAUUAUGUGAGUAGAUUUUUGUUGUUUAUGUUAUGGUGGUAAUUGAUUUAUCUUUUUAAAAUAAUAUGUGUUUUGGGGGGGUAUUCAAUGUGAUUGGGGCGACGUUAAGAUGGGUAAGAAAGCGUCACUGUCGGCCCAUUUAUUUGUGACUUAUUAUAAAAAGUCUGUAUCAGGAAGUUACAGUACUUACUACUUUGUACCUGCUGGCAACAGGUCGAGAUUCUACUGGAGUCACACCAAAAACAAUAAGGAUUUAUUUAACGAGAAUAAUUUGUUAUUAACGUUUGAUAACACAUGAUGCUUUUACAGUUCUAGGCCUUCCCCCUGAAUGGUUUGUAUCUGUGAUGGCCACAGUGAAGAGUUUGUAUGCCCAUGUAUUUUUGACAGCACUCGAAAAGAAAGUAUAUAUUCUUCUUUUCAUGAAAAAUUUGCAAUGUGUAGUUCACACUGGACCGAGGUGUGAAUUGCUUGGAAAGUGAUUUCUUUGCGGGGCUUUAAAGUUGAACUGUUUAUUUCUCAGGUAAAUAAGAGUUCUCCUAAACGCUAUUAUUGGCAUGUUUUUGACCUUCUACAAUUGUAGCAGUAAUGACUGACAGGCAACACACGUGAAAGGUUUGGUGGAAAGAACAAAUAAAUAUUUUUGUUAUAAAUCUG
Molecule: messenger RNA, 5542 nt
Organism: Salvelinus namaycush (lake trout)
Lineage: Eukaryota; Metazoa; Chordata; Actinopteri; Salmoniformes; Salmonidae
Product: tectonin beta-propeller repeat-containing protein 1-like
Exons: 24
Coding region: 123-3785 (1220 amino acids)
Cellular component (GO): membrane
Source: RefSeq, a predicted model, not a curated record